Aplosporella prunicola CBS 121167 is the source of this 2565-nucleotide messenger RNA. RefSeq lists its product as uncharacterized. The transcript is spliced from 5 exons. Gene Ontology annotation, cellular component: membrane; COG complex; cis-Golgi network. NCBI's taxonomy places the organism in Eukaryota, Fungi, Ascomycota, Dothideomycetes, Botryosphaeriales, Aplosporellaceae. The record is from RefSeq and is a predicted model, not a curated record. The coding region runs from base 28 to 2565 and encodes 845 amino acids. Gene Ontology annotation, biological process: intra-Golgi vesicle-mediated transport; autophagy; Golgi organization.
CACUGAGCCCCGAGAGUGCCGCAAACCAUGUACGAUGUCUACGAUGCCCUGGUCCCCGAGCAUCUCCAGGUGCCCGAGAAGCCCAAGACGCACCGCCGUCGCGUCUCGCUGCUCAAGCAGCCCAACGAGGGCAAUCCUGCUGACAACGAUCCCGUAGAAGCCAUCCCUGACAUAGUCGAAGAGCCCGAGCAGGACAAUGGCCCCCCGAAGGCCACCGUGGCCCGCCGCGCCAAGAGCUACAGCGAUUUCUACGACGUCGUGCGCGCCCACAUCAAGAAGGAGCGCGGCCUGGAGAAGCAGAAGCGCCGGUCGAGGGAGCAGCUCAAGACGGAGUUGGAUUUUGCCCAGUGGUACAAUGGCCUCAGCGACGACCUGCUGGACGCCAGCCACGCCGAGUACCAGCUCUACCGCGACCAGCUACACCUUACCCACCGCCAUCUCGACUCGCUUCUCGAAAGCACCACGUCCGCCUUGGAUCUGCUCUCCUCGCUGUCCGAUUCCUUCAAGGCCGUAGCCGCUCAGACGACGACGUUCCAGACGCAAUGCGAGGGCCUGAUAACCGACCAGAAGCGCAUCACGAAGCUGGCGGAUGACAUGACGGAGAACCUGCAGUACUACAACUACCUCGAGCCCAUCACGCGCCGACUCAACGCUCCUGGUGCUGGGAACUUUGUCCGCGGGAGGCAGUUUUCGGAGAUGCUUGAGAAUCUCGACAUGUGCCUGGAGUACAUGCAAGCGCAUCCCAACCAUCGCGAAGCGGCGACCUAUCGGUCUCGGUACCGCUUGCUGCUUACUAGAGCUCUUACUCUGAUUCGGGUCCACUUUACCAAUGCUCUGCGCGAGAUCGCGGCCGACGUGUCCAAGCGCAUAGCCGACAGGCAAUUGAACGACACGACCAUGUCUGCGUUGCUAUACGCCAAAUUCCGGGUGGGCGCCGCGGAGUUGAAGACACUGGGUCUGGAGAUACAAAAGAGAGCCGUCCUACCAGAGAAUGCUGAGCCUGACGCCGAAGCGGAGUAUCAGAGCCUUAUGAACGAGCUGUACCAGAGUUACUCUGCAACUCGCGGAAGGCUAAUUCUUCCAUUGAUUGCAAAGAAGCUGCAAGAGAUUUCUUUGGCGCCCAGCUCAUCAAAGGACCUGGUAUCGUUUGCCCGGAGCAGCAUCGGCUAUAUCCGCGGUAUAUGUCUCGACGAGUAUGAUUUGUGGGGAGAGUGGUUCGAGGGCGAAGGCGGCCUCUAUGACUUCCUCGAGGGCAUGAUGGAGCCGUUUUAUGACUACUUGCGUCCGCGGACCAUCCACGAGACGCAGCUGGUAAAGCUCUGCGAGCUGUGCACUCUGAUCCAGACUCGAUACAUGGAGGAAGAGGAAGAGGAGGCAGAAUUAGACGACACCGUGCGCUUGAAUUUCUCUCAUCUCAUCCAUCCCGCGCUGGAAGACGCCCAAGCCAGACUGAUCUUCCUCGCGCUGGCAAUCUUGCGGGACGAGAUUGAGUAUUUCAAGCCGAAGCCGGAAGAUUUGGACUACCCGGCGCGCAACCAACGCACUUCAACAUCCAGCGCCAAACCUUCUGGACCAGUGCUAUCGGGAAAGAAAGGACAGAAUAGCUCUCUGUUACUCGGCGAGCCAAUGGGUGCGGAGGGCGAAGACGCUGAUUCCCGUUGGGCAUUCGGUGCCGAUUCCGCCUUCAGGAACUGGUACCCAACCCUCCGCAAAGCAAUCUGGCUCCUCAGCAAGAUCUACCGCCUCGUCAACUCCACUGUCUUCGACGACCUCGCCCACCAAAUCGUGCACCAAACGACCCUCUCCCUCUACCACGCCUCGACGCUCAUCGCGCCGCGCGCCUCACCAACUGACGCGCAGCUCUUCCUGCUCAAGCACCUCCUGCUGCUAAAGCAGCAAAUCGUCGCCUUCGACAUCGAAUACAUCUCGCACGACGUGUCUCUCGACUUCUCAUCCAUGACGCACACGUUCUGGGAGCUGCGCGAGCGCGGCGGCCUCUUCAACCCGUUCAACCUCGCGCGCCUCGUCGGCGGCGGCCUCAUCCCCCGCGUCGUCGAGAACAUGCUCGACGCCAAGAGCGAGCUGGACGGCCGCCUGCGCACCGUCAUCAACGACUUUACAAACGGGGUCGCCGGCCGCGUCGCUGCGCCCGUGGUGGCCAUGCGCGCCAAGGCCGGCAAGAAGGGCUUUGAUGCGCUGGCCGGGCUGGCGGACACAAAGGCCGCGGCGCAGCGCGAGGUCCCGUUCUUAAGGGCCAAGCUGGACGCGUAUAUUGAGGAUGCGCGCACGCGCGAAACCCUCGUCGCCGCGGUCAUGGAGCACGUCGUCGCGGCGUACGAGGCGUUUUACGAUGACGUGGUGCAGCAAUCCGGCGUCGGCGCUGUGCCGGCUGCGGCGAGGGGGAAGGGCAAGGGCCGCGUCGACGAGGUGUGGGAGCCGGAUGUGUUUGCUGAGUGGUGCGCCGAUGUGUUUAGGGUUGGGCGGGAUCCCACUGCUCGCCUCGCCAUCAGCCAGCCAGACAGCCAGACAGACCAACCGACCAACCAACCUACCGCCAGCUCCUAA